CAACUUUCGAAUGGCCAUUUUUCAAAUGAUAAUCACAAGCAACUUAAUAGGCCGGAUGCAGGCAUACCCAUCUACGAUGCCAAUAUGACAAAGGACCUACGAUUAGUGUACCAGAUCGAUUGUGUCCCUGACCAAGAUGGAAAGGUACUAAUCAAAGUAUACGGCAUUUAUACGCAUGUACAACUUGGCAAAGUAUGGGAUGCCUUGGGUAACCAUCUCGCACGCAAGGGCAGAGAAUAUCAUAGAAGGUGUAUCUUUCGGAAUAGGCCCGUCCUUUCUAAAGACAGCACGAUUCUGCCUGCGUCAUUCCCACUAUCUGAACCUGAACCUGAAUUCUCAGCAAGCCCACUUGAUCUUAGUGAUAAGGACAUGGACCGAAUUCAAUCUUUGCUUGUUAUGGAGAAAUAUUUCACAUUCUCGCAAACCUCAAGAACAAAAAAUUGUCGAAUGUACCACGUCAUGUUACAUCUUGGGUCGCAGAGGCACGGGGUAACUUGUGAAUCACACUCAACUAGAAAAACCACGACGAUGCUAUUUAAGAUUCUCGGCAUUCAGCGAGCUUGGGAAAUGAGUGCUGUUGACAUGCCGAAGCCACGCCAAAUUUUCGUCACCAAAUACAGAGUGCUCGCUACAAGAGCGAAAGAGUGUUUCACGAAGUUUCUCGAAUCUCUGGCGUUAGCAGACUAUACCCUGGAGGAACUUGCAAAAAUGAAGGCACAAAGUGUUCAGGAAGGCCUUGUUGAUAUCGACGACCUGCCCAAAUCACAGAUGAAUAUACCUAUGAAAUACAGCGAACUCGAGGAUAAACACUUUCCCCUCUUUGUGACUUUCGAUCGACUGGCACAGAUGAUCGCGGCAGAUAUCUCAAGUAACGAUGUCCCCGAAACGAGAGAUAGUGCAGGACCUUUUUUCAAUAUUGACGAUGCUGAGGCGCAUGACUGCUUCGUCACCUAUGAUGUAUUCGCAAAUCAAUACUGGCCUCAUUUUCCGCGGAAUCUCACCAAGAAUCUCAGUAGGAUCGUUAAAGGCUCUGAACACGGACUGUCCUGUCCUGAAGGAGUUCUCGAUCGCGCAAACUACAUUCGUCUUUCUCAUUGUUCUUACCCAAAUUUUGCGAACCAGAGGGGAAUUCUGUAUGACAUCUUCGAGUGUUAUACGAAAAUCAAGAAGCAGCGACGUCAUCAUGAUGCUGCAGACCGUACGCAUGCAAUACUCAAGGUCUUGCAGAGCCAGAGGUUUCCUGGCCAACAGAUUGAUCAUCUGUACUUACUCCAUUCUUCAUUGACAGAAAUCACUUUAGAACUUUCUGUUGUAGUUUUGAGGCGAUUAUGCAGGAAUCCAGACGGUUUGUUCUGGGCUGGGGACACCGCACAGACAAUCUCUGCAGGGAGCUCCUUCAGGUUUGAUGAUCUGAAACAGCAGCAGAAUAUUUCGGUCAAUUCCGCUGGAGCAUGUCUUCGUCAGCCUGCGAUAUUUCAAUUGACGAUCAACCACAGAUCGCACGGUGGAAUUGUUAAUUGCGCAAGUUCUGUGGUCGAGCUCAUCACAAAAUUUUGGCCCAACACAAUCGACAAUCUUCGGCCAGAAAAGGGAGUGGUUGACGGGCUGAAGCCUGUAUUUUUCAGUGGUUGGGAUAAAGACACCGUUCGUUAUGAACAGUUCUUGUUUGGGGAGAGCGGUAGCCACAUUGAGUUCGGAGCCCAGCAAUGCAUUCUCGUGCGUGACGAUGCGGCACGUCAGAAGUUACGAGACCAAGUUGGUGAAAUUGGACUGAUUAUAACGCUUUAUGACAGCAAAGUCAAAGGCCUGGAAUUUGAUGAUGUGCUGUUGUACAACUUUUUCGAGGAUUCUGCUGUAGAUCUGUCACGGUGGCGCGUAGUUCUCGAUGGGGUAGAUGGUCAAAGAUAUGUACCGAACUUCGAUCGAGACGAGGCGCAAUACGCCGGGGUUUGUAGCGAGCUCAAACUUCUUUAUGUGGGAAUCACUCGAGCAAGGAAGAACUUGUGGAUCGUCGACAAAUCUAAUAAAUCAGACCCGAUGCGUCUGUUCUGGACGUCUCGCAAUCAGGUCCAGAAUUGUAUCCCCGGCACAGAUGUCCCUCAUCUAGCCGUCUCCUCGACUCCAGAAGAAUGGGCAUCCUUCGGGCGCUCACUAUUCUCUCAUAAGCGCUACUCGCAGGCUAUCCACUGCUUCGAACGUGCCAACCUUCGUCGUGAAGUGAAGGUCUGUGAAGCACAUCAACUGCGAGAUGUUGCACGUUCUAGUGUCGGAGUGGCCUCACUCAGCGACCAAAAAAGAGCUUUUAACGUGGCUGCCGAUGCCUUUACUGAUUGUGGGGCUACCGCGACAGGAAAUCAGAAGCUCCAAUACUAUCGCAACUCAGCGGAUUGCUACGUUCGAGCAGGAGACGAUCUUAAAGCUGCCGAGGCCUAUUUAAAUACUCAAGAGCUCGAGCAAGCAGCGAAAAGAUAUCGCAAGGCUGGACGGUUUGACAAGACCCUCCAUGUCCUUCAUGACCAUGGCACGGAUAUACCUGACGAGACCAAGACGGAGUUAUGGACUGU
Molecule: messenger RNA, 2564 nt
Organism: Suillus discolor
Lineage: Eukaryota; Fungi; Basidiomycota; Agaricomycetes; Boletales; Suillaceae
Product: P-loop containing nucleoside triphosphate hydrolase protein
Exons: 19
Molecular function (GO): ATP binding; protein binding; hydrolase activity
Source: RefSeq, a predicted model, not a curated record